Selaginella moellendorffii is the source of this 1535-nucleotide messenger RNA. RefSeq names its product methionine aminopeptidase 1A. The transcript has 16 exons. Lineage: Eukaryota; Viridiplantae; Streptophyta; Lycopodiopsida; Selaginellales; Selaginellaceae. Gene Ontology annotation, biological process: proteolysis. Gene Ontology annotation, molecular function: metalloaminopeptidase activity. The record is from RefSeq and is a predicted model, not a curated record. Bases 65 to 1378 code for a protein of 437 amino acids.
CGCGCAAUCUUCCAAGCUUUCUCGGAGACUUUUCUCUCCGGAUGGAACUAAAGAAAGAGGAGAAAUGCCGCCUUUGUUAGGGUUCUUGGAGAAGUUUAGGGCUUUAGCGCAGGAGAGAAGGCGCGCGCCAGUCUCUGCCUCCGCAUUGCGAUUGCGCAAAUCUAUGGAGGAGCUCGACAAGGAUUCGCCUCUGGCGUGCUUGCGAUGCAGCAAGCCCGCGCACUUCCGGUGUCCCAAAUGCUUAGACCUCAAGCUUCCUUGGGCCAGUGCCUCGUUCUGCUCGCAGGAUUGCUUUAGAGCUGCGUGGAGCACACACAAGGCGAUUCACGCAGGCGUGCUGCCUGAGAAAUCUGGGAGCGAUCAACAAGUAGUGGAAGCUAUGAAGCAAGGAUGGCAAUACUGCCUACGUAAAGGAUCAGCGCGUGCUUCCGAGAUUCCUUUCUUCGAUUGGACUGGAGCUUUGAGACCAUAUCCUAUUUCUCCAAGGCGUCUUGUACCAAACCAUAUUCGUCGACCCGAUUGGUCACUUGAUGGGGUUCCAAAAGAGGAACCGGCGAGCAAAUGGCAAAAUAGUGUGGAGAUAAAAUCUCAAGAACAAAUCCAGAGAAUGCGAGAGACUUGCAAGGUCGCCAGAGAAGUGCUAGACGCUGCUGCAAGAGCAAUCAAGCCCGGUGUUACGACCGAUGACAUCGACAGAGUUGUCCAUGACGCGACUAUAGCAGCUGGCGGAUAUCCAUCUCCUUUGAAUUAUCACUUCUUUCCAAAGUCUUGCUGCACAUCAGUGAAUGAAGUUAUCUGCCAUGGAAUUCCAGACGCAAGGCGCUUGGAAGAGGGCGACAUCGUUAAUGUCGAUGUCAGCGUUUACUUGAACGGCUGCCACGGUGAUCUUAACGAGACAUUUUUCGUUGGACAAGUCGAUGAAGCAUCGGUCCAUCUGGUCAAAAGCACUUACGAGUGUCUUGAGAAGGCCAUUGCCAUAGUAAAACCUGGAGUGAGGUACCGCGAGGUGGGAGACGUGAUCAGCCGCCACGCUGCAAUGACAGGCCUGUCGGUGGUAAAAUCUUAUUGUGGACACGGCAUAGGCGAGCUCUUCCACUGCGCACCCAACAUACCGCACUACGGACACAACAAGGCAGUCGGGACGAUGAAAGCGGGUCAGAUAUUUACAAUUGAGCCGAUGAUCAACAGAGGGAUUUGGCGUGAUAGAAUGUGGCCUGAUGGCUGGACUGCUGCAACAGCUGACGGCAAACGCAGCGCGCAAUUCGAGCACACACUGCUGGUAACGGAGAAUGGUGUGGAGGUGUUAACAGCGCGUCUGCCAAGCUCGCCUAGUGUGUUCCCAUGGCUGCUGGGCGGGGGCGGCGGCUCCACACAAUAAGACGUAACUUCUAUAUAGGAGAAGGGGCUCGCUCACUGCUUGACUGGUGCGAUUUGUCCCCACGUGGACGGCGGCGACGCGGCCCGCGUGUCGGGAUAUUCUCUCCCCCUGCCGGCGAAUAUGCCGCUUAACCAAACCCGGGUGGGUUAAGCUGUGA